AUGCGUGAUCGUUUUGGCAAUCUUUGCCUCUUGGAUGAUGCAGAAAAUGAAAAGUUUGAUGCAUCUGAGGAUUUCACCGUGACAAUAACCGAAGUUCUCACAAUCAAGGAGUUCAUCCUACGAAUAAUCCCCAAACGCAUCACCUCAUUCCGCCUUUCGCCAUCUACAAAGUUCUACUUUGUUCGCAACUACAAUCACGUACUGAAAGGCAGCAGCAGCUGCAGCAGCGCUGACAUCUUCUCCAGUGCUUCAUCAGACUUUGACAUCGCCUCAUUGUCUAGUGGUGGAGGUGCUUCCUUUUCAAGCGACCACUGCCCGAAUGCUGACCAGUUCUUAAUAAUUGACGAUGGCUCUCAAACACCAGUGGAGCUGAUGACACCUGAGCGCAACAUUAUAGUGGCCGUCUUUACGUACUUUUUGCUGAGCAAAAUUGGCGGCAGCGAAACAUUCCACGAUAAGCAGGAUUUCUUCAACUCCGAAGUUCGUCGAUACCACGCCAAGAGCAUCCACACUCCGGGAAGGGUUCACUUGAAAAUUGAUCGAAGUGACCUGCUCGAGUCCUCUAUCAAGGCCACUCGCUCCUUUAGCAUCUCUGACUGGUGCAAGCGUUUUGAAAUUGAAUUUGACGGCGAGAUUGCUCUCGAUUUCGGCGGAGUUCGACGUGAAUGGUACGAGUUGCUGUGCAGGGCGCUAUUCGAGCCCCAAAACUCCCGAAAUGACGUGGCUCUAUUCAUGCGCUUUCAAAAUGACAAACAAGGUCUCAUUCAUCCGAACCCGAACUCUAAUGCCCGACUGUUCUACUAUGAGUUUGCCGGUCGAAUCGUUGGAAAGAGUCUGCUAGACACUGCGCUGGGCUCAAGCAGCAAGUGCUAUGUCAAAGCUCGGUUCACUCGAUCUUUCCUCGCACAGCUGAUUGGUCUUCGAGUGAACUAUCGCUACUUUGACAAGGACGACCCGGAGCUGUACGUGCAGAAAAUCAAGUUUAUCCUUGAAAACAAUGUCUCUUUGCUGGAUCUCUUUUUCGUGGAAGAGGAGUACGAGUCAGGCAAACUGGUGCGCACCAUUGACCUGAUUCAGCAAGGUUCGCGAACUCGAGUCACCGAGGAGAACAAAUCGCGCUACCUUGACGCCCUGGCUCAGUACCGCCUGUCAACCUGUGUGAAGGAGCAAGUGGAAGCAUUCCUCAAGGGACUGAAUGACCUCAUUCCCGAUAAUCUACUGUCCAUCUUUGAUGAGAACGAACUUGAACUACUUAUCUGCGGCGCUGCCACCUACUCAGUGUCUGACCUGCGUCUCAACCACAUUGUCACCGGCUCAACCUAUGAUUUCCAAAGAGUUGUCGACUGGUUUUGGCGCUCGGUGAAUGCCUUUUCCGACGAGGAGUUUGCCCGUCUGCUGCAGUUCACCACCGGCUGCUCCCACCUUCCUCCUGGCGGCUUUGCCGACCUCAAUCCACGCUUUCAAAUCAGCUCCUCUCUGACCUACGCGACACUGCCCACGGCGCACACCUGCUUCAACCAAAUAUGCCUACCUGAUUGUGACUCCUUUGACGCUUUUGACCGCUCCUUGCGCAUUGCCAUCACCGAGGGCAGUGAAGGAUUUGGCUUGAUCUAA
Rhagoletis zephyria (snowberry fruit fly) is the source of this 1614-nucleotide messenger RNA. The record is from RefSeq and is a predicted model, not a curated record. Lineage: Eukaryota; Metazoa; Arthropoda; Insecta; Diptera; Tephritidae.